UGAACAGUUUGAAUCGGAUGACAAAUGUGGAAGGUAGAGUGCGCCAAAAUCUACAGAAGAAGUUGAAUAAAUAGAUGCAUUUUGGUGUCGAAAACCAUGACUGUGAAUGCCUUGGAGCAUUCACAAAAUUAAGUACUUUGUUAUAAUCUUACCCCGUGUGGACUAAUUGUCACUUGUGCGAUAAGUAAUUAAUUAUUUUAAAUUAUAUUUCUUUCAUUGUGUUGUCUGACCAAUAAGCGUACACUUUGAGAAUGAGGAAGUAGACAUUGUAAGGUAAAGGCCGUUAAGUAUUGUAACAAUGAGGGAGUUCAUUUCGACGCCUCCAUUUUUCCUUUUCAUAGCCGUUGUUUAUACAGGAGUUAGUAGCUCCUUUUGACAAAGCAGCUCGAUUCGAUAGAACACCGGACAAUAAAUUAGGCUAGAGAUUCUUGGCAGCGUGUCAUUACACCGACUCCAGCUCGCCAUUAACCCUCCCCCGCGGCGGUCUGCAUACUUUGCCGGGAUGGGCAGCACCGAGGAGGCGCUGCUGCCUUUUUUUCGAGCCGUCUGUGGGUGUGUAAGCUCGUCUAUUUAAGCACCAGCGAGUCAAGUCCCAACAUUUUAUACUGACGCCAUGGACAACAUGGAGACCCCUCUGGGUUCGUUUAAAAACCCCAUCAAGUUUCUGGACCAGGACUUCAAAACCCUGCUGGAGAAGUGUCUCAAGUCCGGCGAGAUGUUCUCCGAUGCGUCCUUCCCGGCCGAGCAGAAGUCCAUCGGCAUGCCGGAGGAUGACGAGCCGAAAAAGGCAAUCAAAUGGAAGCGACCCAAGGACAUCAGUGAGAAUGCUGUGUUUGUGGAGGGCACUACCGGCACCACUGACAUCUGCCAGGGUCAGCUAGGUAACUGCUGGCUGCUGGCAGCAUUGUCCUGUCUCACCAUGCACCCCAAGCUCUUCAUCAAGGUGGUCCCGCCUGACCAAAGCCUGUACAAGUCUUACGCCGGCAUUUUCCAUUUCAAGUUCUGGCAGUAUGGUGAGUGGGUGGAGGUGGUUGUGGAUGACAGGCUGCCAGUACGAGAGGGCAGUCUGCUCUUCAGCUACUCUCACACCCGCAAUGAGUACUGGAGCGCCCUGGUGGAGAAGGCCUAUGCCAAGUUAAUCGGAUCAUACGGAAGUCUGAAGGGUGGCAACAUUUCGGAGGGGAUGGAGGAUUUCACAGGUGGCAUCGCGUACUCACUGCCGGUUUCCUCUCACGCGCCUCGUGUCUUGUGGAGGUUGCUGACAGCUGCCCUUGUUCGAGGCAGCCUGCUCAGCUGCUUCAUUCAGGCCAACAACUACCGGGAGAUAGGCAAAAUAAAUGAAGAUGGUCUGAUAAAGGGCCAUGCCUACGCCAUCACUGAAACCGACCAGGUGAAGCAUGUGUCUGGUGUGAUUUUGCUCCUGAGGCUGAGGAAUCCGUGGGGCUUUGUUGAAUACAGUGGACCCUGGAGUGACAAGAGCAAGGAGUGGAGUGACGUAUCCAAAGAGGAGAAAGAGAGGCUAGAAAUGAAAAGGAGAGAAGAUGGAGAGUUCUGGAUCAGUGCUGAUGAUUUUGGCAGCAAGUUUGACUUAGUGGAGCUCUGCAGUGUUAAUCCUGACACCCUUGUGGUUACGAACACAGAGCAUCCUCCUAGCUCCGCCCCCUCUCAGUGGACCAUCAACGAGCAUGAAGGAUUGUGGCUACCAGGGAGCUCUGCCGGUGGAAGCCGGAAAUACCACCGAUCCUUCUGGAAGAAUCCCCAGUUUGAGUUGGUUCUCACGGAGCAUGAUCAGCCUGAUGAGGAUGAUGAGGACGAUGAAGCGGAGGAGGACGAAGACGAAGAGGACGGUAUGUCACUCCAGAGCGAAAAAACGGAGAAGCAGAAGAUGAAAGCCAAAAAGUGCACCGUUUUGGUGGAAGUCCUGCAGAAAGACAGAAGGCGGCGGGACAAAAUCCACUUCCUCUUCAUGGGUUUUCACAUCUACAAGGUUCCACCCGAGCUUCAAGGGAUGUGUCUGCAGCGCAACUUCUUCCUAAAAAAUCGCCCUGUCAGCCGCUCGGGGAAAUAUAAGGCUCAGAGGGGAGUGUGGAGGAAAGUGCACCUGGACCCGGGUCACUACGUCCUUGUAGCGUCCACCUAUCGACCCAACCAGGCUGGAGAGUUCUUUGUGCGCAUCUUCUCCAAAACUGGGAACACUUUGGGAACGCAGGACUUUAUGUGCUCUUCUAGCUAUCUUCCAGUGAUAGCAGCUCCUGUCGCCCCGGAGGACAAAAUGAGAGUUCUGCGGGCUUUUGAUGAAGAGGCUGGACCAGAUGACAGGUUAAACGCCAAAGAGCUCAUGAAGAUGUUGAACUCAGUCUUGGACAAAAAUUACCACCUGCCACUGGAGACGUGCAGACAGCUCAUCCUUGCAGGGGAUACUAAAGGAAGAGCAAGUCUGAACCGUCAACAAACUGAAGUCCUGCUCUCUGACCUACGCAACCUUCAGUCCAUCUUUUUCCAGUUUGAUGAGGACUCUUCUGGGACCAUGAGUCCUUUUGAACUCACUGCCGCUCUACAGGCUGUGGGGAUGAAGUGUGACAAUAAAGUUGUCCAGCUGAUGUCUGAGCGCUUUGCAUCUGGAGAGCUUCACCUGUCCUUCCAUGGCUUUGUGGCUGGUGUCACCAGGCUGCGCAAGCUCUUUGCUCUGUAUGACUCAGAGAGCAGUCAAGAGGUAAAAGACAGGGGGAUCAACUCUGUGAGUAGCUUCAUGUUGUGUUGUUCACAUAAAGAAGCAAACUGGGCCGUGGCGUGGUUCUCAUUCUUUGUGGGACUUUUGUGUCCAUCACAGUGGCUCAUUCAGUUUCUGGUGGUGUGACGAGCAUCUCCACAUGGACUCAGCAUUGCUCCAAUGACUGACACCAACACACACACACGCACACGCACACAUGCACACACGCACACACACACACACACACACACACACACACACACACACACACACACACACACACACACACACACACACACACACACACACACACUUCUGCUCUUCAGUUCCAAUAUUUCACGAUGAAAGAUGUUUCCAAUAUUUUGGUUGGCUUAUUUAGCUCUUAAUUAUAUCAAGCACUAUUCUUAUGACUGGGGACGUAUUAGAAACCUCUUUUGCUACAAUAUUCUAAGAAUGAUUUACCAGUGCAAACUACAGCAAUAAUGAAAUGCAUAACAAAUUUACUGUAAUUGUUUUUUUAUUUUCAAAAAUAAUCAUCUUGACCCUCAGGGGACAUUGGAGUUUAAUUUUCUUCGAAGUUAAAGUUAAUUUUGUUUUUUACUUUUUAUGUUUGCAUGUUCUCCCCGUGACUGCGUGGGUUCCCUCCGGGUACUCCAGCUUCCUCCCACCUCCAAAGACAUGCACCUGGGGAUAGGUUGAUUGGCAACACUAAAUUGGCCCUAGUGUGUGAAUGUUGUCUGUCUAUCUGUGUUGGCCCUGUGAUGAGGUGGCGACUUGUCCAGGGUGUACCCCGCCUUCCGCCCAAAUGCAGCUGAGAUGGGCUCCAGCACCCCCGUGACCCCGAAAGGGACAAGCGGUAGAAAAUGGACGGAUGGAUGGAUGUUUUUUAAACAAUAAUAUCAAACAUACAAUGUUGUUGUUUUUUGGUCCUUCUGAAAGCCUUUGAUCAGAUAAUAUUUGCAUAAGACUCAUUUUACAAAUUUAAAGAGGAACUGCACUUUUUUGGAAUUUUGCCAAUCAUUCACAAUCCUUAUGUAAGACAAGCGCACAUGUUUUUUCUUCUAGUAAAUAAAUGCGAUCAAAAGUCAUCUUAUAAUGGAGCUUAUGGGAGUCACUCUAUUAAAAUGUAAUAUUUACCGUAUUUUUCGGAGUAUAAGUCGCACCGGCCGAAAAUGCAUAAUAAAGAAGGGAAAAAACAUAUAUAAGUCGCACUGGAGUAUAAGUCGCAUUUUUUGGGGAAAUGUAUUUGAUAAAACCCAACACCAAGAAUAAUAAUUUGAAAGGCCAUUUAAAAUAAAUAAAGAAUAGUGAACAACAGACUGAAUAGGUAUACGUUAUAUGAGGCAUAAAUAACCAACUGAGAAUGUGCCUGGUAUGUUAACGUAACAUAUUAUGGUAAGAGUCAUUCAAAUAACUAUAACAUAUAGAACAUGCUAUACGUUUACCAAACAAUCUGUCACUCCUAAUCGCUAAAUCCCAUGAAAUCUUAUACGUCUAGUCUCUUACGUGAAUGAGCUAAAUAAUAUUAUUUGAUAUUUUACGGUAAUGUGUUAAUAAUUUCACACAUAAGUCGCUCCUGAGUAUAAGUCGCACCCCCGGCCAAACUAUGAAAAAACUGCGACUUAUAGUCCGAAAAAUACGGUACCUCUUUUGCUUUUACCUUUGACAUCACUGAUUACUGCUCACUGAAGACUUCAUGAGAGCCAACAAACAUAAUAAAACAUCACUUACUGUACGAUGUCUGCUGUCACUAGGAUGCUGACUGUUAGGAUGUUGAUAUAUUCCCAUUUAGAUUAAGAAUGACUCAUAAUCCUGGCAAAGGGUAAUAAAGGGGUGGAUGCAAACCA
Molecule: messenger RNA, 4557 nt
Organism: Nerophis lumbriciformis (worm pipefish)
Lineage: Eukaryota; Metazoa; Chordata; Actinopteri; Syngnathiformes; Syngnathidae
Gene: capn12
Product: calpain 12
Biological process (GO): proteolysis; negative regulation of apoptotic process
Cellular component (GO): cytoplasm
Molecular function (GO): calcium-dependent cysteine-type endopeptidase activity; calcium ion binding
Source: RefSeq, a predicted model, not a curated record